Messenger RNA from Dovyalis caffra, 1707 nucleotides. NCBI's taxonomy places the organism in Eukaryota, Viridiplantae, Streptophyta, Magnoliopsida, Malpighiales, Salicaceae. The record is from the annotation of a GenBank genome assembly.
AUGGCUGUUGGUGCGACUGCCAGAUUGAGGAGGGAAGACUGUAAGAGAACCAAACACGACUCCAACUUCUGCAAAUGGCAGCUUCUCAUCGGCCCUUCUGAUUGGCAAGACUAUGUCUUGGGGAUGGAAGGAGCGUCUCGAUAUAGGGUUCACAAUCUUCCUACUACUUCUGGUCCGGGACUAUACGAGCUUGGUAUUGUUGUUUCUCGUUCUAGGCUUUCGGGCCGUGAUGUUGGCAAGCUUGUCCCAGAUGACAUAAUGGUGGUUUACCUUGGGCAAACUGACAAUGUCAGAACCCGACUCCAGCAAUACGGCCGUUCAGGUGCCCAUUUGGGUAAUACUUACUCAACUGCUAAUGGGAAUGAUUCUAAAGAUGAUUCUCUUCAAAAAGGGCUAGGUUUAUUUGAGGAGAUAUUCUCAAGAGGCCACUCCAUUGUGUUUAGAUGGGCUUCUAUGAAAUAUAAGAGUGAUGCUGAGAAAACGGAAGGUCAGCUGCUUGACAAGUUUGAUUAUGCAUGGAAUAAAGGUAGUAAUGGUGCACGCCGUCCCAGUGAUAUCCUUCAGAAGCUCAAUAAAAUUAGUUCAAGCACUACCAAACUUCCAAAUAUUUUCCAAAGGCUUCCAUUUUCCAGUCACCGCGAAGCAGGUAUUAAAAUCAAAGCGAGCACGCCUCUUUCACCAGAAAACUGCACUGGUUUUGGCGAUGAGGGCACCCAAAGUUUCUUCUCUGGAAUUUUUAAGAUCAGCAGAUCACAGCCUAGAUUGGUUACAGAUAAAUAUGGCAUUAAUGAGGACUUCAUUCAUAUAUGUGGAUACAUCAUGAUUGAUGGUAUACCUUGUAGAAGGCCACCAGUUCCAGGGAGAAAGAGAUGCGAGGAGCACAAAGGGAGGAGAGUUUAUGGAUCCAGUUACAAAUCCAUCAAAGAAGGAAAUUUACAUUAUCCACAUGGUGCAAAUCUAGAUUCCAGAACUCUCAAUGACCAAGAACAUGAAACUGCAUGUGGGGUGAAUUUAGGUGAUGGGACUUUUUGUAGGAGGCGAGCUGUGGCAGGAAGGAAAAGAUGCAAAGAGCACAAAGGGAUGCGCGUUAAAACUUCCAACUCAGAGCCAGCAGCAGAAGACAAAAUCCAUAUGCCUGCCCUCAGUUCAGUAUUCAGUUCUUUUGCUGACAGCAUAAACAACAAUGCCUCAUCAAAACAUAAGGUAGACAAUACCUGGCAAUGUGGGUCUUCAAACAAUCCCGUGAAGGAACAUUUUCCUGAUAUUUGUGGAGUAACGUUGGGGAAUGGUUCAUUCUGCAGAAGGCAACCCGUUCAAAACAACAAAAGAUGUUGGCAGCACAAAGGCAAGAGGGUUGAUUGUGCCUUGUCUAAGGCCCCUGCUCAUGGGAGGAAGAGAUGUGAGCAGUUUAAAAGGAAGAGAGUCUCCACACCCUUCACUCCCGAGAGUGCUUUCAUACUUCCAUUUCCACGAGACUCACUCCUUACUUUAGAGGAUUUGAAACUCCAAAAAGAUUUAUUAGAACAAACCAAUGCACCAUUGACCCCACGAACACUAGCAUUGCGAGCAAACCAAGCCACCCUAUCCAGGGGAAUAAUAAAACAUCCAGUGGUUGCGAACUAUGUGUCUAUUUUACAUCAUGUUACAACUGGAGGAACAAGGAAAGCUUGUGGGGAUCGACAAUCCAAUACCGGAGAUGAGGGUUGA